Messenger RNA from Phanerochaete carnosa HHB-10118-sp, 1758 nucleotides. RefSeq lists its product as uncharacterized. The transcript is spliced from 10 exons. Bases 62 to 1648 code for a protein of 528 amino acids. Lineage: Eukaryota; Fungi; Basidiomycota; Agaricomycetes; Polyporales; Phanerochaetaceae. The record is from RefSeq and is a predicted model, not a curated record. Gene Ontology annotation, molecular function: transaminase activity; pyridoxal phosphate binding. Gene Ontology annotation, biological process: biosynthetic process.
GGCGUCUUCAUCGCCCUCUUGCUGCCCUGUAAUCGCGUCCUUGGAGCAUUGCAGACACAUCAUGUCGUCGGAAACCGGACGUAAGGCAAUUGAUUUGUCGAAUCACCUGUCCGAGCUCUCGAAGCGCAGGAAGGUGUCGCCUCUGAAGGGACUGGCAAAGUACAUGAAUAACCCAAAUGUCAUACCAUUGGCCGGUGGGAUGCCUCAUCCAGACUACUUCCCCUUUGCCGACGUUUCGGCCAACGCUCUUGCUUCUGACUCCUUCACUCUUGAGCCGAAGCGGGAGUCGUCCUCGUUAUCCUGGGUCUGGAAGCUGUUCGGUGCAGGCAAGGAAAAGACCAGCCCAAUCAAUGUACCAAAAUAUGCAAGCGACCCCGUCAAUGAAGUUAAUCUGGCCGUCGCCCUGCAGUACGGCACCGCGCAGGGCAUCGUUCCCCUUCAGAAGUUCAUCAAGGAAUUCGUUACCAGGGUAUACCAGCCUGCAUACUCAGACUUCGCCACCCUCGUACAUACUGGUAAUACCGACGGGUGGGCGCGAGCGGUCCUUACGCUGUGCAACCCGGGCGAGAUGUACAUCACUGAAGAGUGGUCCUACCCGUCCGCAAUGUUCGCAAGCCAGCCAUACAACGUGAGGCCAACCCCGAUUGCUAUGGAUGCUGAGGGUAUGCGCGCCGAUGAUCUCUACAAGACGCUGGACGAGUGGAAUGAGGAAGAGCGCGGUGCAAAGCGGCCUCACGUUAUGUACACUGUGCCAGUGGGCCAAAACCCGAGCGGUGCAACAAUGGGCGAGAAGCGCAAGAAAGAGAUCUACGCCAUCUGUGUCAAGUUCGAUAUCAUCAUCGUCGAGGAUGACCCGUACUACUUCCUUCAAGAGGGUCCUUACAAGCCCAAGUCUGAGCGCAGCACAGUGUCUGUCAAGCACGAUCAGUCCGAGUUCCUCUCGAGCCUCGCUCCGAGCUACCUGAAGUUUGACUACCAGGGGCGAGUCAUUCGAAUGGACACCUUUUCCAAAUAUAUCGCACCUGGUAGUCGACUUGGUUAUUUUACCUGCAGCCCUCAGAUGGCCGAACGUCUUGAGCGGCAGGGAGAGACUAGCACACAAGCGCCUUGCGGCUUCGGACAAUCCCUCAUCACUCAAUUGUUGACAACCUGGAAGUAUGACGGUUACGUCAGGUGGUUGCACGGACUCGCCGUCGAGUACAAGGCCCGUCGUGAUUACUUCAUCGACACCCUGUUCGAGGAGUUCCAUGUGCGCCAGAGCUAUUCGACGGAGUCGAUUUGGGCUGGCUGCGAGGUGUACGAUUGCUAUGCCAAGCCUACAGAUACUGUCGAGAAGACGUCUUACCGCAAGCUGUUCACCUUCAUACCGCCGACUUCGGGCAUGUUCGUCUGGCUUUCCAUGGACUUCGAAUCGCACCCUUCAUUCAAGGAGGGCGAGGAAGAAACGCUCGAGAUGCAGCUUUUCAUAAAUCUUGCCGAGGCUGGCGUGCUCGUUGCCCCGGGUUGGUAUUUCGCUGCCGACGAGGAUAUGAAUGAUAGGGGCCGGGGUCACUUCCGUAUCAGCUUCAGCAACGCCGAGUUCCCGACGAUGAAGAAUGCCAUAAAGAUCCUUGGCGAGGUCGUCAAGGAUUUCUUCAAGGAGCAUUGACUGAAGAAGCACUGACCGAAGGAACAUUGAGACUCCAGGGCGAUAUGCGAUGUAAAUUUAGAGCUAGGGAUUUACUUGGAUAAUAAAGAAAAGGCUGCCGUUACCUGGCG